This is a messenger RNA of Conger conger (European conger), 10172 nucleotides long. Its product is annotated as receptor-type tyrosine-protein phosphatase delta-like. The transcript is spliced from 45 exons. Bases 687 to 6500 code for a protein of 1937 amino acids. The record is from RefSeq and is a predicted model, not a curated record. Lineage: Eukaryota; Metazoa; Chordata; Actinopteri; Anguilliformes; Congridae. Gene Ontology annotation, molecular function: protein tyrosine phosphatase activity; protein binding. Gene Ontology annotation, biological process: protein dephosphorylation.
GCUGCCGGCAGUAGUGUGUGGUACAAUUUGACAGCAGCGCUAUCUCUCCAAAGAAGGCUUAGCGCUCUCACUUUUCUCUCUUUCUCAUUACCGCUCGCAUUGUCUCCACCGACAGCAAGAGAGAGAGACUUAUUUGGGGCCUGUGUCUGGAAUAAGGACGUACAGCUGUUUCUGACUCGGGAGACGAAAGAUAAGACUCCUCUGGAUUUCCACAGAGAUUUUGAUCUGGAUAUCUCAUUUCCGAGGCAAUUGAAACCGUCUAACUGGAUGUGUGACCAAACAUCUGAAAAAAGAAAUCCGGAGGAGUUUUACUCUUUCCUGCCCCCUGUCUGAGGCGGCUCGGCUGCUAGCUUCGUCUCUCUGGUGGGAAUACAGUGUCGCAUUGGGAGGGUCCUGUUGGACUGUGUGCAUCGGACGGCAUGUUGGCACCCGCAUGAACCACGAUGAAAAGCCUCAGCUCUGGUACUCUUUCCUGAGACAACAACUACAGGAUGAACCUUGGAGCAGGGUUUCAGGAGAGAGAAUGCCACAUUGACUUUCACACCUUCAACCUCAGGCCCUUGUCUUUCAGCCGUUGGGACAGUUACUGGGGUGCGUGAAGGCUGUGAAUCUCCCGCCCGCUCGCUCCAGAUCGCACCGGUCUGACUCACGGGCCUCGGUGAGCCGGCCAGACUGAGGCUGCCAGGAUGCUGGUGCCAAGCUGUCCCAUGAUGCACCGGGGCGGGGCCUUGCUGCUCCUCCUCAGCCUCCUCUCCCUCGCUGACACUGAGACACCUCCCAAAUUUUUGCGAACUCCCAACGACCAGACGGGCGUGCAGGGUGGUGUCGCCUCGUUCAUCUGCCAGGCGACGGGCGACCCACGGCCCAAAAUCGUCUGGAACAAGAAGGGGAAGAAAGUCAGCAACCAGCGCUUUGAGGUGAUAGAGUUCGAUGACGGCUCUGGGUCUGUGCUAAGAAUCCAGCCCUUGCGUACCCCACGAGAUGAAGCUAUUUACGAAUGUGUGGCCUCCAACAGUGUUGGAGAGACAAGUGCUUCCACAAGACUCACUGUUUUACGUGAGGACCAGCUCCCCGCUGGUUUCCCCACCAUCGACAUGGGCCCGCAGCUGAAGGUGGUGGAGCGAACGCGCACCGCCACCAUGCUGUGUGCGGCCAGCGGGAACCCCGACCCGGACAUCUCCUGGUUCAAAGACUUCCUGCCCGUUAACACCACCAACAAUAACGGGCGCAUCAAGCAGCUAAGAUCAGAAUCCUUUGGUGGUACACCAAUAAGAGGUGCCCUCCAGAUCGAGCAGAGCGAGGAGGCGGACCAGGGGAAGUACGAGUGCGUCGCCACCAACAACGACGGGACUCGCUACUCGGCCCCCGCCAACCUUUACGUCAGAGUGCGGAGGGUCCCCCCCAGGUUCUCCAUCCCGCCCACCGACAACGAGAUCAUGCCGGGCGGCAGCGUGAACAUCACGUGCGUGGCGGUGGGCUCGCCCAUGCCCUACGUCAAGUGGAUGCUGGGAGCCGAGGACCUGACGCCCGAGGACGACAUGCCCAUCGGGCGGAACGUCCUGGAGCUCACCGACGUGCGCCAGUCCGCCAACUACACCUGCGUCGCCAUGUCAACGCUGGGCGUCAUCGAGGCCGUCGCCCAGAUCACGGUCAAAGCCUUGCCCAAACCCCCGGGCACCCCCGUGGUGACCGAGCGGACCGCCACGAGCAUCACGCUGACCUGGGACUCCGGCAACCCGGAGCCCGUCUCCUACUACAUCAUCCAGCACAAGUCCAAGUUCUCCGAGGACACGUACAAGGAGAUCGACGGCGUGGCCACCACGCGCUACAGCGUGGGCGGCCUCAGCCCGUACUCGGACUACGAGUUCCGCGUGGUGGCGGUCAACAACAUCGGGCGGGGCCCGGCCAGCGAGGGCAUCGAGGCCAAGACGGCCGAGCAGGCGCCCAGCACGGCGCCCCGACAGGUCAGGGGUCGCAUGCUCAGCAGCACCACCGCCAUCAUCCACUGGGACGAGCCCGAGGAGGCCAACGGCCAGAUCAUGGGCUACCGGGUCUACUACACCGUGGAGCCCAGCCUGCACGUCAACCUGUGGGAGAAGCAGAUCGUGAGAGGGGCCAACUUCCUCACCAUCCCGGGGCUGACGCCCAACAAGACCUACUACAUCAAGGUGCUGGCCUUCACUUCGGUGGGGGACGGGCCCCUGUCCCCCGAUCUGCAGAUCAUCGCCAAGACUGGAGUCCCGUCACAGCCAACCGACUUUAAAGCGGAAGCCAAAUCAGAAACGAGCAUAGUGUUGUCAUGGAUACCCCCAGUGCAGAACGGUCAGGACAAUCAAAUCACAGGAUACGAACUGCUCUAUAAGAAAGGAGAUGACAAGGAAGAGAAGCGACUCAGCUUUGAGCCCAUGACCACCUUCCUCCUGAAGGACCUGAAGCCCUUCACCACGUACAUCUUCCUGCUAGCUGCUCGCAGCAAGCACGGUAUCGGGGCGUACACCAACGAGAUAUCCGCCGAGACGCCCCAAACACACCCCUCUGCCCCCCCACGGGACGUCAAAUGCUCGAGCCCCAGUUCCACGACCAUACUGGUAAGUUGGCUGCCGCCACCAGUGGAGUCACAGAACGGAAUAAUCACCCAGUACACCGUCCACUACGCCGCGGCGGAGGAGGGCCCGCCUUCCCGCCAGGUCUCUAACCUCCCGCCGGAAAGCUCCCAGCACCUCUUGGAAAACCUGGAGAAAUGGACAGAGUACCGCGUGUCCGUGAGCGCCCACACGGAUGUCGGACCGGGCCCCGAAAGCUUGCCGGUGCUGAUCCGCACGGACGAGGAUGUUCCCAGUGGUCCCCCUCGUAAAGUCGAGGUGGAGGCUGUCAACUCCUCUUCGGUUAAAGUGGUCUGGCGUUCGCCGGUGCCCAACCGACAGCACGGGCAAAUCCGGGGGUACCAGGUGCACUAUGUCAAGAUGGUAAACGGGGAGCCCACCGGUCAGCCCGUGAUCAAGGACAUCCUAAUCGACGACGCGCAGUGGGAAUAUGAUGACUCGACUGAACAUGAAAUGGUCGUUACCGAGCUUCAGGCCGAGACCACGUACUCCUUUGCCGUGGCGGCGUACACAACUAAAGGUGACGGAGCUCGGAGCAAGCCCAAGCAGGUCACCACGACAGCCGCAGUGCCAGAAAAGCCCAGACUGAUGGUCAGCCCCACGAACAUGGGCACCGCCCUCCUCCAGUGGCACCCCCCUGCGCUCACCUACGGGCCCCUGCAGGGGUACCGGCUGAGGUUCGGCCGCAAGGACGCGGAGACCCUGACGGUCAUCGAGUUCCCGGAGAGGGAGAACCACUACACCACCAAGGAGAUCCACAAAGGGGCCUCCUACGUCUUCCGCCUCUCGGCCCGGAACAAGGCGGGCUUCGGGGAGGAGACGGUGAAGGAGAUCAGCACCACGGAGGACAUCCCCAGCGGGUACCCCCAGAACAUUGCGUCGGAAAGCGCCACCACCGCCACCAUCCAGAUUAGCUGGAAGCCCGUGGCCCUGGGGGAGCGCAACGGCAACAUCGUCAAGUACGCCCUGCAGUACAAGGACAUCAACAGCCCCCGGAACCCAUCCGAGCUGUUCAUCACCGCCCCGGAGUCCGUCGUGACUCUCGACGGCCUGAAAGCGGACACCACUUACGAUAUCAAAAUGUGCGCGUUCACCAGCAAGGGCUCCGGGCCCUAUAGCCCCAGUGUUCAGUUCAGGACACAGCCCCUCGAUCAAGCAGUGUUCGCAAAAAAUUUUCACGUGAAAGCGGCGAUGAAGACUUCGGUGCUCCUCACCUGGGAGAUUCCGGAAAACUAUAACCCGGCCCAGACGUUCACCAUACUCUAUGACAACGGGCAGAGUGUGGAGGUGGACGGCAAGCUGACGCAGAAGCUGAUCACAAACCUGCAGCCGCAGACGCAGUACUCCUUCCUGCUGACCAACCGCGGGAACAGCGCCGGCGGCCUCCAGCACCGCGUGAGCACCAUGACCGCGCCCGACGUGCUCCACACCAAGCCCUACCUGGUCGGCAAGAUCAGGUCCGACGGCAUGGUGACCGUGGAGCUGCCAGCUGUGCAGACCACGGAGAAAGUGAGGGGAUACUACAUCGUGGUGGUGCCUCUGAAGAAGCGCGGCGGGAAGUUCGUCAAGCCCUGGGACAAUCCCGACGAAAUGGACCUUGAGGAGCUGCUGAAGCAGAUUAACCGGACGAGCAGGAGUCUUCGCGUGCGCCGGCAGUUGGAGCCCAAGGCCUACAUCACGGCCCACUUCAAGGAUCUGCCCACCGGGUUCACGCUGGGCAACCGGCAGGUCUACGGCAACUUCGAGAACAAGCCCCUCCAGAGCGGGCAGGAGUACAUCUUCUUCGUGCUGGCCGUCCUGGAGAUCUCGGAGAAUACGAUGUACGCCACCAGCCCGUACUCCGACCCCGUGGUGUCAGCUGACAUCGACCCUCAGCCAAUGAUUGACGAGGAGGAGGGGCUGAUCUGGGUGGUGGGCCCUGUGCUGGCCGUAGUCUUCAUCAUCUGCAUCGUCAUCGCCAUUCUCCUGUACAAGAGCAGCAAACCAGACAGGAAAAGGGCCGAGUCGGACGGCAGAAAGGGAAGUCUUCCCAACAGCAAGGAGAUCGCCUCCCAUCAUCCCACCGACCCCGUGGAGCUCCGGCGCCUCAACUUCCAGACGCCCGGUUCAGGUGUCUCCGGUUACCACGGUAACCUCCAUUUGUCAAGCAUGGCGAGCCACCCGCCUAUUCCCAUCAUGGAGCUCGCCGAUCACCUGGAGCGCCUGAAAGCCAACGACAACCUGAAAUUCUCCCAAGAGUACGAGUCUAUCGACCCUGCCCAGCAGUUCACGUGGGAACACUCCAACCUCGAAGUCAACAAGCCAAAGAACCGCUACGCCAACGUCAUCGCGUACGACCACUCGCGCGUGCUCCUCUCCGCCAUCGACGGCAUCCCAGGAAGCGACUACAUCAACGCCAACUACAUCGACGGCUACAGGAAGCAGAACGCCUACAUCGCCACGCAGGGAUCGCUGCCUGAGACCUUCGGCGACUUCUGGAGGAUGAUCUGGGAGCAGCGGAGCGCCAACAUCGUCAUGAUGACCAAGCUCGAGGAGAGGUCAAGGGUGAAGUGUGACCAGUAUUGGCCCAGUCGAGGCACGGAGACGUACGGCCUCAUCCAGGUCACGCUGCUGGACACGGUGGAGCUGGCCACGUACUGCGUGCGGACCUUCGCACUGUAUAAAAACGGCUCGAGCGAGAAGCGGGAGGUGCGGCAGUUCCAGUUCACGGCCUGGCCGGACCACGGCGUCCCAGAGCAUCCCACCCCCUUCCUGGCCUUCCUGCGGAGGGUGAAGGCCUGUAACCCUCCGGACGCCGGGCCCAUGGUGGUGCACUGUAGUGCCGGGGUGGGCCGGACCGGCUGCUUCAUCGUCAUCGACGCCAUGCUGGAGCGCAUCAAGCACGAGAAGACGGUGGACAUCUACGGCCACGUCACGCUGAUGCGGGCCCAGAGGAACUACAUGGUCCAGACGGAGGACCAGUACAUCUUCAUCCACGACGCCCUGCUGGAGGCCGUCAUGUGUGGCACCACCGAGGUGGCCGCCCGCAACCUGUACGCCUACAUCCAGAAGCUCACGCAGAUCGAGUCCGGCGAGAACGUCACCGGCAUGGAGCUGGAGUUCAAGCGUUUAGCCAACUCAAAAGCCCAUACAUCACGAUUCAUCAGUGCCAAUCUUCCAUGUAACAAGUUCAAGAACCGCCUUGUUAAUAUAAUGCCAUACGAGUCCACGAGAGUAUGUCUCCAGCCAAUCAGAGGGGUCGAGGGCUCCGAUUACAUCAACGCCAGCUUUAUUGAUGGGUACAGGCAACAGAAGGCCUACAUCGCCACGCAGGGUCCUUUAGCUGAGACCACGGAAGACUACUGGCGGAUGCUGUGGGAACACAACUCCACCAUAGUGGUCAUGCUCACCAAGCUAAGAGAGAUGGGGAGGGAAAAGUGCCACCAGUACUGGCCAGCGGAGAGAUCUGCCCGGUACCAGUACUUUGUGGUGGACCCGAUGGCCGAGUACAAUAUGCCCCAGUACAUCCUGAGGGAGUUCAAAGUGACCGACGCCAGGGACGGUCAGUCGCGGACGGUCCGGCAGUUCCAGUUCACGGACUGGCCCGAGCAAGGCGUGCCGAAGUCCGGGGAGGGCUUCAUCGACUUCAUCGGCCAGGUUCAUAAAACGAAAGAGCAGUUUGGCCAGGACGGGCCCAUCUCGGUGCACUGUAGCGCUGGAGUCGGCAGGACCGGCGUCUUCAUCACGCUCAGCAUCGUGCUGGAGAGGAUGAGGUACGAGGGCGUGGUGGACAUCUUCCAGACCGUCAAAAUGCUCCGGACACAGCGGCCAGCCAUGGUGCAAACAGAGGAUCAGUAUCAGUUCUGCUACAGAGCUGGCUUGGAAUAUCUUGGAAGUUUUGAUCACUAUGCAACGUAAAAAAUAACCCCAUUCCCGGAGGAUGCAGUAGGCCCCUCAAGACCCAGGGAGCCUUGUCUGAGCCAUAAUCACACGCUUGGGAAGUACUUCUUCACUUCUAGCUAAAGACAAACUAAAUGUCGGAUGUGAAACAAACAAAAAAAAAUAAAAAUAAAAAAAAUGAUUCCAAGUGGACCAAGAAUUUACGUAUUUGAUAAACUACCCUGAAGAAUGACGAGCUGGAACCCUGACUGGUGAAGCGGCACGAGGAGGGAUAUUUUUCUGUUGCUUUGAGGAUUCGUCUCGAGUUUGAAAAUAAAUAAAAACAAAAAACAUCCACAACUACCGCAUCAACCGUUCCACAGCUUGAGAGGAGCAGUCAGUGGCUGGGAAAGCCUUCGCAGUGAAGAACACUGAAAAGCGAAAGACUUUGAAACUUUCCACAAUCAAUAACACAGAGACACUUCAUCUGACUCAUGGACACCAGACCGUGGUAAACUCUCUAAAGAGGACGCGUCAACAGUAAUAAGUCCCCUCAUCUCCCUCCAUACCUACCGUUCAUUAUUAAUGAUUUGGGGAAACGGGGAAUGUUUAAAGAAUUAUAAAUGAAUACAACUUAUCAAUUUAGUUUUUUAGUACUUUAUUAUACGGCUAACAUGUGCUUCAUUUUUAACUGUGUAAACUUAUUUCCCUUUUUAACAAACUUUUAUCAUUUGAAGAAAUGAAUCGAACGAAACAUUUGCUUAUCUUUUCACUUUUUUCUUUUUUUUUUUUUUGUCGGACAGUUGGUUUUAUUUUUUUAAGCUCUACAGCUGUUCUGUCGUGUGUACCGCCAGACAGAGGAACGUCUUUUCCGCCCGAGUUGUGUCCUCCCCUCUCCCCUCUAUGGCUUUUGUGUUCCGGGGGUUAGUCGCACCGUUUGUGUGCAGCGCUGCGUCCACGCAACCAAAUGUUCACUUCGUCACAGGGUUCUUUUUUCAGCCUCACUUUUCAUUUCUCCAUUUUUAGGAAAAAAAAAUAAAAAUAAAAAAUAUAUAUAUACAUGUAAUGUAUUCCCGUAUCACCAUGACAACGACAAACUGGGUCUUUGUGGAAUCAACAGGGAGGAGCAGAGUAUGAAGUUGCUGCUAGCGAUUAUCUUCGUUCUUCCGUGUUACGAUGACGUGAACAGACGAAACAGCCUUUGAUGAGAAUAUCCCUUAUAUACAUAGCUAUAAAGAUAUAGAAAAUAUACAUACAUAUUUAGAAAUAAAUAAAUAUAUAUAUAGAAAAUAAUUUAUAUAUGAAAAAUAUCCACAAUGAGAUUUCUGUACUAUGGGGGAAAUUUCUAUUUUCUUUUUUUUUCACUGGAAUGCACAUCAGUAGGGAAAAAAGAACCUGUUAAAGUGCAUCUUUUCUUGUGCAAUAAAUAGUCAUAAUAGAGGUAGGAUUUUCAUGGUUUUUUUUUCUGUAACUCAUGGCGUCUGUGUUUCAUGAAGUGUAAACGAGGGGUUCGUCCUCGUUUCGGUCUGUACGCCACGCGCGGGUUCAGCGCCCGCGGCCCCGUCGGCAGGUGAGGGAUCGCCCGCGCGUCGCGGGAGAACCGCGCGUUUCAUCCGUCAGCCUGGCGGGGCGAGGCACAGAGACACCGCUGCCCGCGGGGCUCCAGUACGGGCCGCCACGCCACAUUGUAACGUUUUCAUUUUGCAUUUAGAGUGCCUUAUAUCUUAUGCCUCUUUUAUAAUGUUCCUUUCAAUACCCUUUUGUGCAUUCUUAAAUUUAGUCCAUAUAUUAAUGUAUAUUUAAUUUUACCAGAAGUAUUCUUGUUAAUAUUACAUUGUACCAAAUUAUAUAUGCAAAUAAUUCCAUUUUCAUGAUCGUAUUUUGAUUUGUCUGUGGCCUUGCUGUAGAGGAGAGUGGCCAAAGGCAUUUAUAGAGUUCUCAAACCAUUACAAAACACAACACAAGCAAGUAUGAAAACAGACCUGCAUUCUGUCCCCUUGUGCUUUCAGUUUUACAAGUUCAAAGCUAUUAAUUUUGUAUCCCUAACUAGCACUUUGAACAUGUUGACAUAGUUAUUUGUUAUAAUAGCAGAAAAUAAUUUGUAAUGGGUGUGUAUUAGGUGUCAGGGCAUUACACAUAUUACGUGCCGGUCAGGAGGAGUUGUAAGGGCAUGUUCAGAGGACAUUUUGAAAAAGCUAAGUACUCUUCGACUGUUAAAUGACCAAACCACAGUAGCACCAAGCAAUUCUUCUUCAUUCGCUGUGUAGAGUACUCCUCGAUAAACUGUGGGGCUGACAGAGUGCACUUAGAUGUAGAUUCACAGCUGAAAGGGACUCACAGAAAGCCAAGCUAGAGGUUUAUAAAGAUUAACAUCAGAUAAACGCUAAAGGAGAACACAAUAAGAAACUCUCACGCAGGCUGGCAUUCACAGUCCUGACAAUCCCGGCCUGUUAUCCAGUCUGUCUGCUUUCUGCUGCAGAUGCACUUUAAUGCUUUUUUUCUGGAGGAUAAGGACACGCACACACACACACAUACACACCUGCACAAGCACACACACACACACAUGCAUGUACACAUGCACACACACACAUACCCACGCACAUGCGCAUAAUACGCACACAGACACACGCGUCCACACGCACACACAUAUACAUACACACACACACACGUCCACACCCACGCAUCCACGUGUGCACUCACAUGUACACAUAAGCAUACCCACACACAUGCACAUGCGCAUACGCGCGCACACACACACACACAUACACACACACACACACACACAUCCACACACCGACACAUGCGUCCACACACUAACAAAAGGCACCUGUUUUUCAUAGCUCUGCUUGAACGCUUUAUGGAUGUGCAUUCCAGUUUCCCUUUGUAUUUCAAGAAGCUCAAUUAUAUUUUGGCCAGUUAAUCAGUCGACCAGAAUUUCUUUCUUUACUUUUUUUUAUUCUAAAUGUGCUAUUAUUUAACCCCAUCCAGGUGUAGACACCUUGUAUCAUUUCAUUUUUUAUAUUUACUAUCUUCAUAAAAUCUGUGUACAUUUGUACUGGUCCACUUAUGUUUUAUUUCUCUAGUUGAUAUGCAUGGCGAAACAUCGCAGACGGCCACAGGGGGGCGCUAAUGGAAGAAUUGCACUUUCUAUGUCUUUGUACUAUGCACUGCCCUAUUGAUUCUAAACCCAAUAAUAUAUUACUUGAACCCAUCUGUAAGAAUUUGCUUAAACGUUCACUUUGUGUGUAUGUAAAUAACACAGAAAAAGAUAUCAACUAUAAAGAAAAAGACAAAAAAAAGUUUGUGGCAAAAAGAGCAUCCAUUCUGGUGCCAUGAUACUCCAAACGGACGACUGCAGAUUCUGUCAUAACCAUCUGUUACGUGGCUUCGGCAUUCAAGCUUGGAGUGUCAUUUCGAAAAAUAAACGUCGUGUUCUCUGCUCUCUCUAUCUAUCUCUCGUCUGGAUGCAUAGACUGAAAUUAAAUAAACGAAAUUGUAAAAAAAAAAAAAAAUGGCUUGUUAAAAGAAUCAUACAAUUACCUCUGAUUAGUAGUAAACGUAAACUUUUUUUCUGAAUGAAAGGAGUGCUGUUUAUUUUCUUACUUGGGUUACAUUGGUGGCGAAAGAAGUGUGUAUGAAAAUCAGUUCUUUGCUGACACAACUUCCAUUUGUUACAAAUGAAUUCUAAUAAAAAAAUGUCAGUGUUAUGCA